AUGGAGGGACUUGUUUCUUCCCCACCAAAUUUUCUUGACUCAGAAGGUAGCUCCAUCAGAAAGGUUUUUAGCACAGGUGAUUUGCAGGGAAUGCAACAAAAUCAGCGGUCAGAAAGUUGGCUAUCAAAUGAGAGUAACAGCAUAAUCGAAGGAAUGACCAAAGGUUGCAAAUACAGUCCCGAAGAGAAGAAGGAGAGGAUUGAGAGAUACAAAAACAAGAGAAAUCAACGAAAUUUUAGCAAGAAGAUUACGUAUGAGUGCAGAAAGACUUUGGCAGAUAGUAGACCUCGCAUUAGAGGAAGAUUUGUAAGAAAUGACGAAAUAAUUGAGAAGACAUCUCAGAAUGAAUUUAAUGAGGCAGAAGUAGAAGAAGACGAGGACGUUGAGGACUGGAUUAGCUUUCUUGAUGCCUUUUCAGCAAACAUUUUUCCCUAA
Molecule: messenger RNA, 435 nt
Organism: Nicotiana attenuata
Lineage: Eukaryota; Viridiplantae; Streptophyta; Magnoliopsida; Solanales; Solanaceae
Product: zinc finger protein CONSTANS-LIKE 8
Exons: 3
Coding region: 1-435 (144 amino acids)
Biological process (GO): regulation of flower development
Cellular component (GO): nucleus
Molecular function (GO): protein binding
Source: RefSeq, a predicted model, not a curated record